Parus major (Great Tit) is the source of this 2013-nucleotide messenger RNA. It is a transcript of the gene LMX1B, whose product is annotated as LIM homeobox transcription factor 1 beta. Lineage: Eukaryota; Metazoa; Chordata; Aves; Passeriformes; Paridae. The transcript has 8 exons. Gene Ontology annotation, molecular function: DNA-binding transcription factor activity, RNA polymerase II-specific; RNA polymerase II transcription regulatory region sequence-specific DNA binding. The record is from RefSeq and is a predicted model, not a curated record. Gene Ontology annotation, cellular component: nucleus. Gene Ontology annotation, biological process: regulation of transcription by RNA polymerase II; neuron differentiation. Bases 331 to 1533 code for a protein of 400 amino acids.
CGGGAGGGCCCUCCGCGCCAAGCAGGGCGUGGGUCCGGCGCUGCCGGCGAGCAGGUGACACCGCGGCUGCCCGGCGCCGUGUGCGCGGCAUGUGCGCGCCCGUGUAGCGGGGCGGCCCCAUGGGCGGCGGCGCCGGCUCCUGCCUCUGCCCCCCGUCUCUGGAAGCCUGGGCAGGAAACGCUCCUCAUGUCUUCCAGAUAAAAAUAAAAGCGACUCCUUCCUCCCGGCCGCAGAGUGUCCCCGCGCCCGGCCCGACGCGGGGCUGAGCUGGCCCCGCCGCCCGGCAGCGCCUCUCCCCGCCGCCCGGAGCGCCGGGCCGCUCCGCCGCUCAUGGACAUCGCGACGGCUCCCGAAUCCUUGGAGAGGUGCUUCCCGCGGGGCCCACCGGACUGCGCCAAGAUGCUGGACGGCAUUAAAAUGGAAGACCACCCCUUGCGCUCGGGGCCGGCCACGCUGGGAGUGCUGCUGGGGUCGGAGUGCCAGCACCAGGCCGUCUGCGAGGGCUGCCAGCGGCCCAUCUCGGACCGGUUCCUGAUGCGGGUGAACGAGUCCUCCUGGCAUGAGGAGUGCCUACAGUGCGCCGCGUGCCAGCAGGCUCUCACCACCAGCUGCUACUUCCGGGACCGCAAGCUCUACUGCAAGCAGGACUACCAACAGCUGUUCGCUGCCAAGUGCAGCGGCUGCAUGGAGAAGAUCGCUCCGACGGAGUUCGUGAUGCGCGCCCUGGAGUGCGUGUACCACCUGAGCUGCUUCUGCUGCUGCGUGUGCGAGCGCCAGCUGAGGAAAGGGGAUGAGUUUGUCCUCAAGGAAGGGCAGCUGCUCUGCAAAAGUGACUAUGAGAAAGAGAAAGACUUGUUGAGCUCGGUCAGCCCAGACGACUCAGACUCAGUCAAAAGUGACGAUGAAGAUGGAGAUGUUAAGCCCACCAAAGGCCAAGUAACCCAAGGAAAAGGAAGUGAUGAUGGGAAGGACCCAAGAAGACCUAAACGACCAAGGACAAUACUUACUACGCAGCAGAGACGAGCAUUCAAAGCAUCCUUUGAAGUGUCUUCUAAGCCCUGCAGAAAGGUCAGAGAAACAUUGGCAGCUGAAACAGGGCUCAGCGUGCGAGUCGUCCAGGUCUGGUUUCAAAACCAAAGAGCAAAGAUGAAAAAGCUAGCACGAAGGCACCAACAGCAGCAGGAGCAACAGAACUCGCAGCGACUAGGACAAGAAGUAAUGUCCAACCGAAUGGAAGGGAUGAUGACAUCUUACACACCACUUGCACCACCACAGCAGCAGAUUGUAGCAAUGGAGCAAAGCAGCUAUGGCACAGACCCAUUUCAGCAGGGUCUUACCCCUCCACAAAUGCCAGGCGACCACAUGAACCCCUAUGGAAACGACUCCAUUUUUCAUGAUAUCGACAGUGAUACCUCUUUAACUAGCUUGAGCGACUGUUUUCUUGCCUCUUCCGAAGUUAACUCCAUGCAGGCUAGAGUAGGAAAUCCCAUUGACAGGCUGUACUCUAUGCAGAGCUCCUAUUUCGCCUCAUGAAAAUAAAGAGAACUAACAGCCGGCAUCUGUUUAGCCAGUGACUUUUCCAGUGCAGACUCUACAGCCAUAUGUUGCCCAGCUCUUCCUUCACAGUGACUCUGCUGCCUCUGGACUGCAAAGAGCGUUUUUUUAGGAAGACUAUCCCUGUUUGCAUAUAUGUGUAUGUAUGUAUAUAUAUUUUAAUACCUACAUACAUACAUACAUAUAUAGAAAUAUAAAACACAUCCACCAGUCCCAUACCCUUGAUUCCCAGCUGGCGCCAGACCACGAGACAAGCAUGGAAGAACAGAAGAACCUGCUCGUCCUCAGCCUUUGAUCUGGUUUGGUUUGAGCUCAUCAUCUUAAAGGAAAUGGAUUUUGUGGAAAGCUAGACCUUUUCCUCCUCUCUCUCCUCCUUUCUUUUGGAUGUCUAAACUUUUUUUUUAAGCCACUGAUACUGACAUCAGUCAACCAUAUGACAAAUAAAUCAAAGAAACUGGA